Molecule: messenger RNA, 2195 nt
Organism: Lytechinus variegatus (green sea urchin)
Lineage: Eukaryota; Metazoa; Echinodermata; Echinoidea; Temnopleuroida; Toxopneustidae
Exons: 3
Coding region: 524-1396 (290 amino acids)
Source: RefSeq, a predicted model, not a curated record
GUGUGACUCAAGUGACAUACCCUAAGAAACCAAAGCAUGAUUUUAGUACAUAGUACAUAAUGAAGGGAUUGAUGCUUAGCAAUUACCUACCAGUACUUCUUUUUUAUUAAACUAAAAUAUAAAUGCUAUUUGUGACUCAUGUGACAUGUUUCGACGGUGUAAUCAAUUAAAGUUGGGCGCUAGUGCGCUUACGCAUCAGUGCCGCCGCGCCGGCGAUGCUCAUUUCGCUCAAGCGGCGCCGCCCUGCCAAAGUGUUUCAUUGGGCAUAUUAGCCGUGGUUGCGAAAGAGCACUAGGAAAGAAACUAAGACUUGGUGGAUGAAUAUUGGACCAGAGCUGCAGCUGCAUAAGUCUUAUUUUUUUCCUUCUUACCACUUUUUACCACCGUGCCUGACACUCCUCGAGUAGGUGAUGGGUGCAGGUUAAACAUUCUCAAACUAAGGCACUAAACUACAUGUUUAUUUGUGUAUGCUGUUUGCACAGUACAUGAUUGAGAGAAAAGAAAAGUGGUGGUUGCCGUAAUCAUGAAGGUCACUGAGAAUGAAGAUGGUUUAAUUAUCACGUCUGAAGGAUUCUCUUAUGGUGACUUCAAUAAAGCCCAUAAAGUGGAUCUUUGGAAAUUAUCAAAGCACUUUGAGUCAAGUCGAGCUGCGACAAUGAGUCUUACACUGAGGAAAGAUUUUCAACUAGAUUCGAGCUCCACCUUCUUCCUGGUUUAUCAAACAUCAGAGUUCUCACAAGAAUUUCAUGACAUAGCGGAUAUGUUUUUUCCUUGGUACAUGAAAACUAAAAUUUGUUAUGUGGGAAAGACAUCAUUCUGGUAUGAUUCAGCAACAUACUGCCAGAAGACGGGCAAGUUGCUCUCUCAAAAUUUCAGCCAAGGAGUGAAAGUCUGUGUGGAUUCACGAAGAUCAGUCGAGCUUCCUGUUGGGAGUGCUGACAAAUACCGAGCAACAGCACUCACCAAGCCACCACAAAGAUGUACCUUUCCAUCGAUCCCUCCGGUCAAGGAACGAUCAUUUACCUGCACCACCAGAGCGUUGCCAAGUGACACAGAUAGCAAUGGCCAUGUUAAUCAGUCAGCAUGCUAUAAGUAUUGCUAUGAUGCUGCAAGCCUUGCUGCAUUACAAGGUAAUGUCUUCACUAAAUUCAGCAAAGAUUUUGCUUACUACGAUGUGAAGAAAAUCUCUGUGGAAUAUGUUGGAGAAAUCAACGCAGGUGACGAUGUCGAGGUCCUAUGUUGGGAAGAUGUCAAUAACCAGUGCACUUUGUGUUUUAUUCUUAGUGUAAGAAAUAAAGUUGUCUGUAGAUGUGUAGGUGAGUGGUUUGCUGGUCCAGACGGGAUGCCUAUCUCAAGGAAAGGAAGGUUGAAUAUACAUUUGAGUGCAAAUAUGUAAUUUGAUAUCAGCUAUCGGAUUCAAAUCACUUGUCAAUCCAUAUAUUUUACCAUUUGGUUGAUUGUUUCUAAAAGAAAAUUAUUUCUCGCUGUAUUUGGCUUAUUGCUCUAUGUUUAAUAUGCCAGAAUUUUUAAGUCUCAGAUUGAUGAAUUGAAAGUGUAGAUAUGAAAACUGUCUUAACACAUGGGUCCCAACUCCAAAGGCACAUUUAUAUGCAAUUUUUUUUAUGAGGGAAAUUUAGUUCUUUACUCUGAAAAUGUCUUUCUCUUCUUCACUCCUGAAUCAUUUGCAAUAUUUGAAUUUCUUUCAAAUAUUUGUGAAGGAUUGCAAGGCUACAUAAAUGUGAUUUCAUAAGCCAAUGGAAGCUCACUUUAUAAUUGAGACUAUUGUGCUAUAGUCAAUGUUAAUUAUGAGAUCAGAAUAUCAUCAAUGCAUCAAGUUGCUCAUUUAUGAGUAGAACUUUUUUUUCACAUCUAUGACCUAUUAUCCUUUCAUGUGAUCAGAAUUUAGACAGAUGAUAAUAUAGAUUUAUAGAGCACAGAGACUACCUUUGUAUAUAAGACCUUUGUAUAUACUACAUUUGUAUAUGCUUGUUAUUGAUGAAAUAGAGUCAUUUUGAGUUUUGGCUUGAAGUUGUUUUACAGAUGGUGGUUUCCUGACUUCUAUGGGUAAACUAUUCCAGUUUUGGGGCAACACAAACAAAUGCUCAAUCACUUAGGCCGGAAUUCACAAAGAUGGUUUUGAAAACCCACGGUUGAGUCCAUGGUUUAUGCAGAUUUCCUGUAUAAAUUACGCUUGA